Eimeria maxima is the source of this 1161-nucleotide messenger RNA. RefSeq lists its product as hypothetical. The coding region runs from base 1 to 1161 and encodes 386 amino acids. The transcript has 5 exons. Lineage: Eukaryota; Apicomplexa; Conoidasida; Eucoccidiorida; Eimeriidae. The record is from RefSeq and is a predicted model, not a curated record.
AUGGGGGCCCCCCAGGGGGCCCCCCUAAGGGAGGAGGAGAGAGCAGCAGCACUGCAGCAGCAGCAGCUGCUGCUGCAGGAGUUUUUACACCCAAAAGAAGAAGAAGAAGAACCAUCAGGCAUGAGUGACGAGGAUUUUUACAGUACUUUGGGGCUUUCUGCUGCUGCUGGUCCCCGUGAGGUAUGUAAGGCCCUUAGUGCCUAUAGAGAGCAGCAGCAGCAGCAGCAGCAGCAGCAGCAGCAGCAGCAAAAGGAUAUAUAUCCUACUCUUUAUAAGAAAUGGUUAGAAAUAUUUCAGCAGCAACUGCAGCAGCAGAUGCAGCAGCACGAAGCAGCAGAAGCAAAAAGAGACACAUGGAGCAGCAGAUUCACAAGGCUGCUGCUAGGAGGAGACACUCUUGCUGCAGCAACACAAGAUGAUCUUGCGCAUGCACCUAGUGAAUUAGAUCCUUCUUAUGCACAAAGUGUGGGGCUGCCAGCAACUUACGGUAUAUUAGCAGCAGCAAUUAGGGAGCAGCAGCAGCAGCAGCAAAAUAGUCCAAGCUUCCUGCGCAGGUUAUUAUACAGCAGCAAAUAUUUUAUUCCCUUAAUAGGUGUAGGUUCCUUAGUAGAGAGAGCAGCAGCAACAGCACUAAUUGCUGCUGCAGGGUUUGCUGCUCGUCUUAUGGAUGGACUGUCUCCUUAUCCACAGCAGCAGCAGCAGCAGCAGCAGCAACAGCAGCAGCAGCAGCAGCAGCAGCAGCAGCAGCAAGUGUCUCCUGAUGAACUGUCUUCUGAUGAGGAGACUGAUGAGCAGCAACUUCCUCCUCAGCAGCUGUCUCCUAAGCAGGCAUUAUUUACUCCUUGGUUGUCCCUAAAGGGACUACUAACAGGGUCUGUUAUUAGUCAAUGGUGGUUAGCCUCUGCAGUGUAUAGACUGCAUGCAUCUGCUGCUGCUGCUGUUGGAGAGAAGGAGUUGCUGCUGCAGCAGCAGCAGCAAGAGUUACUGCGUCGGUACCGUGAGCAGCAGCAGCAGGAGAAGGAGGAGCAGCAGCAAGAAGGAGGAGGAGGAGGAGGAGGAGAAGAAGAAGAAGAAGAAGAAGGGUAUAAUAUAAAUAUACAAGAAGGAGACGAAUGGCUAUUUGAUGAUCCUGAGUACCCUCUUGCUCUUAGAGACCAUUAA